UUUACGUUCGUCAACAAUCCCAUGUCUUGGUACAAAGCUGAGGAGCAUUGCAACGGUCUGGGUGGUCAUCUGGCUUCAGCCACAAGCCCAAGAGAGUACAGUUUCCUCCAGCAGAUGACUCAAACGGCUGGUCAGAGCAUUGCAUGGCUGGGAGGCUUCAACCUGCAGGGUCAGUGGAUGUGGAUCGACCGUGAGGGCUUUUACUACACCAACUGGUACUCCCAGUCAUCUACCAGCAGCAACUCCUGUCUCUACUUACACUCUGCCUGUGGUUGGCGCAACACCCCGUGUAGUAGUGCUUAUCGCUUCAUUUGCUCCAAGAACGCAUUCGGCUGUUAA
This is a messenger RNA of Nematolebias whitei (Rio pearlfish), 339 nucleotides long. Its product is annotated as ladderlectin-like. The transcript has 4 exons. The annotation marks the transcript as partial. Gene Ontology annotation, molecular function: signaling receptor activity. The record is from RefSeq and is a predicted model, not a curated record. NCBI's taxonomy places the organism in Eukaryota, Metazoa, Chordata, Actinopteri, Cyprinodontiformes, Rivulidae.